Molecule: messenger RNA, 216 nt
Organism: Gongylonema pulchrum
Lineage: Eukaryota; Metazoa; Nematoda; Chromadorea; Rhabditida; Gongylonematidae
Source: the annotation of a GenBank genome assembly
CAUCGCCAUCUUUUGAAUAUGAAUUUGACAAUGAUGAAAUGUAAUGAUAUUUUUAUUAACCUACAGUUCUUUGUGCGCCACGAAUCCAUGGCCCGUACGGUGGAUCAGGAACUGGAUAAAGCACUUGUAUUUGAAGAUGCGCACGAUGAUGAGGAGAGCCACAAGAAUGAAACGGAAGGUUCUUUUUUUAGUCUGUGUUUUGAACUGUGCGAAUGA